Messenger RNA from Sinocyclocheilus rhinocerous, 648 nucleotides. RefSeq lists its product as uncharacterized. Gene Ontology annotation, cellular component: plasma membrane. The record is from RefSeq and is a predicted model, not a curated record. Gene Ontology annotation, molecular function: transmembrane signaling receptor activity. The transcript is spliced from 4 exons. The annotation marks the transcript as partial. Lineage: Eukaryota; Metazoa; Chordata; Actinopteri; Cypriniformes; Cyprinidae.
AUCAAUGUUUAACUCUAAUAAACACUAACAGAGCAGCAGAAUGGACACAUGUCGGCCGAUUCUCCAUUCAUGAUGACAGAUCUGCUCGUCUCUUACGUGUGUUUAUCAGACAACUGAAUGUGAAUGAUUCUGGAGAAUAUAAGAUUGUAGUCAAAGUUUCUGAAGACUACAGUUUCUUCUCUGAGUUUCACCUGGACGUUAAGAAAGCUGAUUGUUGUGAGAAGAGCAUCAGUCUAUUAGCUGCUGCAGGAGGAUCUGUGAACAUCAGCUGCAAAUACCCACAAUCCCACAGUGCUGAUGUGAAGUUUGUCUGCAGGAGAUCUGAAUCUGAUCUCUGCGCUGAAGAGACGUCUGAGGGACAUAUCCAGCUGUAUGAUGACAGAGAGCAGCAGCUCCUGACGGGAACCAUCAGUCAUGUGACUCAACAACAUUCAGCUGAAUACUGGUGUGGAGUUCAGUCUGAUCAAGGACACAAGAGCUUCAUCACACGAGUCCUCCUCAGAGUUACUGGAGAAUCUCCACUGAUCUCAUUUGCGUCUCCUGUAACAGGCUCUUCUCUGAUCAUCAGUGUGUCUGUGCUUCUGCUUCUGAUCUUCAGUGUGAUUCUGUUGGUGAUCGUCUCUCUCUGGAGGAGGCGUCAGUCUCACA